UAGUUCGAUGCUUGGCCGAGUACAAAUGUCAGUUUCGAUUUGUGUAGAUGUUUGACAUUCCGCUGUGGUAGUUCGAUUUUCCUAUUUUUCAUAGUUUCUACAGCCCGAGUCGCGAUGGGAACAGAUGUUUUAAAAUCCUACGAUUCACUUCAGCAAGAACUGGAAAAGGCCAAGAGCCAUCUUCAAGGUCUAAAUGAAAAUAUACGGCGGAUAAUAGGACGCGACCCUCAAGGAACGCAUUUGAGAGGCGAUCGAAAGCGUAGUUUCAAUGAUUCACGGCGUAACGAUUUCAAUUCCACUCCCCACGAUCGGUCGCGAAACAGAGACUCAAGCCCAACCCCGUCCAAACGUAGACCUCAGGAGGCGAAGUCUGUGUUUAGUCGUUUAUCUGGUCCGCCUGUCAGGGAUGAUGAAUCCAAGCCUAAGAUCUAUUCGCGCGUUAUCCGUGAACUUCCCACUCGUCAAGAAAUUGUCGAAGCCCAGGGCACUGAUGCGCAGUCACGCGCUCGAAAUCGGCGGAUGUUUGGUUGCCUGCUGGGUACUCUUCAGAAGUUUUGCCAGGAGGAAUCACGCCUAAAACAGAAAGAAGAGAAGAAAGCGCAGAUUGAACGGAAACUCGAAGAGCAGGAGUUACAGGAACGCGAAAAUAUGAAAAAAGAACGACAGAAUUUGUUCAGCGACAGAAAGCGGCAGCAGCUUGAGGUGCGAAAGUUAGAACUGAAAAUGAACUACAUUCGCGAAUUCGAAGUCUGGGAGAAAUCGAAGAAAGACUUGAAAAAUUUUAUUUGUACCAAAACCAAACCUCAUAUUUACUUCCGGCCGAAAGUAAUGUCGGAGAAAACAGAGAAGCGUUUGGCAGAAUGCCAAGCCGACCUAGAGCGCGAGCUGGAUGCCAAACGGAAUAAAAUGAACGAAGAGAUCCAAGCCAUUGAAAAUAGAUUCAAAGUUUUGACUGAUCGUAUCAAUCAGUCGAGCGAAGGGCCGAUAGUUGGCGAAACUGCCACAAAGCACGAUAGGCACGAUGACGAGGAGGAUGAUGAUGACAGCAUGUACGGAGGCCAUUCGGACGACGAGCAAGUGGAUAGGGUUCCAUCGAAAGUUGUCGAGCGUCCUCAGCAAAGUAGGGAUCAGAGAGAUCGCCAUCAGAGAGAAUCAGCUGCAACAGAUAAAUUGGAUGAUACAAUAGAAUCCACCACAAAUUUCACCGACACUACGUUAGAAUUAGAUGCGUCCCAGCGAUUCGACGACGAUAUCGACGACAAAAAGGAAUCGAGUAAUAAUACAAGCACUGCUAGCACGGAUAGUAAAAAGGAAGAUAAAUCUGCAUGAUAUUCGUUGUACUCAUCGGUUCGGAUAUCUGAAAGAUGAUUAUGUUGAAGCGAUUCGUCGUGGAUAUUUCGGAAAGAAAGUUGUUUGUUUUUUCAUAGAAAUGAAUAUUCUUGUGGGAAAUUGAUCAAAGAAUUUGGAAUAGAAAUUUCGUAUAUUAUGCUUUAUAUUCUAUCUAUUAUUAUGCUAAAUUAUCAUUUGCUGGAUGAGAGAUGAGAAAGAAAUGGAGAAUACAGACAAGAACGAGAGUGUGUUUAUGGUAAUUGAGGAAUAUAGAAAUGAAGAUUA
This is a messenger RNA of Hermetia illucens (black soldier fly), 1614 nucleotides long. RefSeq names its product pinin (gene Pnn). Bases 115 to 1329 code for a protein of 404 amino acids. NCBI's taxonomy places the organism in Eukaryota, Metazoa, Arthropoda, Insecta, Diptera, Stratiomyidae. The transcript has 3 exons. The record is from RefSeq and is a predicted model, not a curated record. Gene Ontology annotation, cellular component: catalytic step 2 spliceosome.